AUGGAAAUCCUUGAAAAGUCCAACUAUAACCUAAGUCUUAGCUUCCAAAAGGAGAUCACACAGCUUCAAGCCUACCAAAGAAAAAUAGAUGUGCACAUUGAAAUGUUGAAGAACUUGACAAGAAGAGUGCAGAUCAUGCAGAUGGGAAGAGUUGCCUACACUGAACUUGAGUUUGAACUGAUAAAGACAGAGAUCACACAAAUGGAGGCCAUAGUGCAGGAGCUCCGAGCUUCACUGAAUGGGUCUAAUGAGAAAGUGGAAGCACUGUAUGCAGAGGUUCACAACAUCUCUGUCACGGUGAACCAACUGGAAAACUAUGAUAAAAACAAUGUCUUGGCAGUCCGAAGGGAAAUUGCUUCCUUACAAAGACGUUUAGAGGAAUGUAAGCAUAAUCAGACACAGCAGUCACCUUUUCAAGUGGAGUAUGGUAAGUUUGGCUCCUGUGAACAUGGUGGGAUCAUGAAUAUUAGCAAGCCACUUGUGGUCCAGCUGAACUGGAGAGGAUCUGGCUACAAAGCUGGUGGAUGGGGCAAAGAUUCAUUUUUUGGAUCAACUGAAAAAGGAUACUGGGCGUCGAUGCUUGAAAACAAUGCACUGAAUUAUUUCAGUAGUGUACGGCUAUACAACUCCUAUGAUGACCUCCUGCUGUACAAAAACUACCAAGAUAAAACUGCAUCUGAUUCUGGCAAUGGAGCUGGAAUGAUAUUGUAUAACAAUUCAUUGUAUUAUAAUUGCUACAAUAGUAGAGACAUCUGCAAGCAUAACAUGGUCACAAACAAGUUAGAGCGUAAGACCCUCCCAAAUGCAGCCUACAACAAUAGAUUCCCCUACUCUUUUUCUCAGUAUCAAGACAUAGACAUGGCCAGUGAUGAAAAUGGCCUUUGGGUUCUUUUUUCAACAGAAGAAGCUCAAGGAAAUAUGGUUAUUGGAAAGCUGAAUUCCAGUACUCUUGAACUAAUAAAAACAUGGACCACCACAGUCUACAAACCUAGUAUGUCCAAUGCUUUUAUGGCUUGUGGGACCAUGUAUGCCACACGAGUUACCAACACUCGACAGGAAGAGAUAUUUUACAUGUAUGACACCAACACUGAAAAAGAGGCUAGAAUAAGCAUCUCGAUGGACAAGAUGACUGACAACAUUCAAAGUUUAUCCUACAACCCCAAUGAUCACAAGCUAUAUGUGAUGAGUGAAGCCUAUGAAACCGAGUAUGCAGUGUUCUUUAAAUCUCUCUCGAAAGAGAAACUUUAA
This is a messenger RNA of Staurois parvus, 1248 nucleotides long. Lineage: Eukaryota; Metazoa; Chordata; Amphibia; Anura; Ranidae. The record is from the annotation of a GenBank genome assembly.